AUGAAACAAGAAAAUGGAAACAACUGCUAUGUCGCUCGAAACCCCAAAUUCAACCGCUACAGGCUACCCCUUAAUGCUCAGCUCCGUUUGCUUCACAGGGAGUUUUUCGUUAUUGAAGAAUCUACUGUAAAUGCAAGCCAAUACAACUUCACAACCUCGAGGGGCCGAGGAUUGGCUCUUAACAGAUACAUCAAUAUCAUGGCGAUUGAGGAAACUCUCUUUCCCCCAAUCCCAGGAACUAAGAUGGAGGAGUCUUUUUACCAAAAAUUGGAAACCCGUAGAAGUAAAAGUCAAGAGAAGGGAGUAGAGAGUGAAAGCAAAACUCUGGGUUCCUUGUUAGAUGGAAACGGAUGUAAUAAAAAUUCGAGCACAUUGGCCAUUUUUAAACAUACGGCUAAUAUCUUGGCAAGCAUGAUUCCUGCCGGUGGCAUACCUGCGGGGUCAACAGUAGACCCAAGAGGGGCUGGGACACGAUCGGAGUCCCACCCAUUUCUCUAUAUCAACGGGAAUCUUAUUGAUUUGGAAAACGCUCCCCUCUUCGUCGCCUCACAGGCACCUACUGCAGCUGGUAUUUCUGACUUCUUUGCCACCCUUUACAAGUAUAAGAUCCAGCUGGUCAUUAUGCUCACCAAAACUGUCGAGGAUGAAGUUGAGAAGGCAUGUCAGUACUGGCCUACCGGAAACGAAGCUACUCUUAUUGGAAACAGCGAUGUAGACAAUAUAGGGAGGUCUAGUGAAACAUGUAAUAGCCUUUCUUGGGGGAAUAUGACGGUGUCUAUGAACCCAGAGGAGCCAUACUACGUAGACAAAGAGCUGAAAUUGGUUUAUCGGCCAUUACAGAUUCAGCCGCGCUGUGGGGGCGAUGUCAUGCCGCUGCUGCAUGUUCAGUAUACAGGUUGGCCAGACCUCGGCGUUCCCAGCUCUGAGGUCGCCUUUUGCGAACUUUUAAAGAUCGUGGAUGCGUACCAGGGCGCAGCGCCCGUGCUCGUGCAUUGCAGUGCUGGUGUUGGUCGUACUGGAACUUUCAUUGGAACAUAUGCUAUUCUUCAGGCGAUACGGAGUGGAUGCUUUGAAAACAAAACGCUUCGUCAGACAGUCAUGUCGAUGCGUCGCGCUCGCUACUGGAUGGUGCAGCGCAUUGAGCAAUACUUGUUUAUGUAUUGGAUUAUCUUAACCAAGCUUAACUUAGAUGCGAGCGAAUUUGCAGCUAAUCUUCAACAAAGCGCGCUUGAGUAUCAACAGGAGGUGGCAAGGAUAGCGAUUCUACGGGAACGCCAGAGACUAGCAAGACCACAGGCGAGCAUCGAGAAGACGUGUUUGACUACCAAUGUGAAGCGAGGACGGACCAAAUGA
Messenger RNA from Phytomonas sp. EM1, 1353 nucleotides. The record is from the annotation of a GenBank genome assembly. NCBI's taxonomy places the organism in Eukaryota, Euglenozoa, Kinetoplastea, Trypanosomatida, Trypanosomatidae.